Pieris macdunnoughi is the source of this 438-nucleotide messenger RNA. Lineage: Eukaryota; Metazoa; Arthropoda; Insecta; Lepidoptera; Pieridae. The record is from the annotation of a GenBank genome assembly.
AUGUGGAAGAAUUACUGGACACCCUCCCGGUGUGCCAAGAUUUUAAUCGACAAGGAUGCAACCGACCUACCUGCAGAUUUGUUCAUAUACGUGAAGGGUGCGGGCUGCAGGUGGUGGGAUGCCGCGUGGUGGUCUGUCGGGACGCAGCGGCGGGCACGUGCCGAAGGGCCGCCUGCCGCUACUACCACAUUCCCGUGCAGCUGCCUCCGGCCCUCAGGCCCCCGUAACCUCCCACCCCACCUACGCCCCGACACCCUUCUCCUCACCCCCAUUCCAUCACCCCCGAUUCCGACUCGCCCCCGCAUUCCCAGGAGGCGCCGUGUUAGCGGUCAGUCUGCUCGUAGCCACGGCUCCCACCGUACUCGAGCGCCCACGGGAUACGGUGUGUACGCGAGUAGCGGGAUUUUUCUCAGGCACGGUCGUGCGAUUGUGAUAUGA